GCGGAAAUUAGAAUAACCAGUCUAGCCAGUCGUGUUAUAGUCAGCGCACGGUGUACAUCUAUUCGGUAUCGAGUGGAGAUUUUCCGAAAUACCGCCCACUCUCUUUUUUUCUAUUUCGUUUCGCUCGCCGAAAAACAGAAUUUCUCUCGAGUCUGAUCACCAAAAUAUAGAAUAGAAUUCGUGAAAGUUCUCUCGAUCGAAUAUCCAUGAUUCCGUUCGAAUGGAAAGCUCAGGUUUUUGCGAGUUCCAGAUAAUUUUUUGCUUCUCUUCCCGUUGAUCGAUUUUGGAUAUAUCGAUAGGAUUGCGUCAUGACAGGUCUGAAUUUAUCGAAGGCAGCGUGAUGCCACGGGAGCCCGCGAGGGGAUAUCUGUUGACCGUGUUACUGUUAUUGCUCGGUCUCCAUAAGGCUGGCUGCUCGACAUCCGCUCCUCAAUAUCCGGUCUGUAAACCGGGUCUCGAAUUUUGGUCCGUCGAGCGUGCCACCUGUUGGCCUUGCACCAGAUGCGCCCCUGAGUUCACCUUGAGCCCCUGCGCGAUUUACAAGGAUGCGAUCUGCGGCCCGCUCCCGGCCCUCAAGCUCCAUUGGCCCUUCCUCUCGACCGUCACCCCGAAGAUGCUAUGGAGAUUUCCGGACAUGGACCGCCAGCAGAUCCGACAACAGUCGAAGGACAUCGCCGAUCGACCGGAUUUCGAGGAGGACGUCGGAUUGAAGCCCAGUGAUCAGAGGACCAGCGAAACACAGACACGCAAAGCGUCUGGUUCGGGGGAGAGGAUCCUGUGGGAUUGGCAAACCGCCGCGCUGAUCCUCGCCGUAUGCGCGUGCAUUCUGUUCUUCUUGGUCGCAGGAUGCUCGGCUUUGGUCUACGCGAGACAGUGGCGUCGGAUGAAGAAGAAUUUCGAGCCAGUGGGUUUAGAAGAAAUCUCGACUCGACUGAAUUUAAUGGUGAAGGCGGAGCUGGCCGAGCUGGUUGCAGGUGCACCUGUGCACGCGGCUGAUCCCGAAAGGCGGUGUCAAUAUUUGGAGAAACUCUUAGAUCGGAAGAGGGAAACUCCCGUGAUGGUCAGUUGGCCGGAAGUCACUGGGAAUCUUUACAUAGAGGAGGGCGAGCCUGCGAAAGGGAAGACUGUUCCGAUCGGCAGAAUUCAUCGGAACAUCGAGACGAUGUUCAACCAGAAGAACAAUUCCAUGGAGCAAUGAGACGGCGGAACGCGGACAGGAUCGGUCGCCUUUUCAAAAAAGGCGUCCAACUGAAAAUACAUCCGGCGACAAUUUGUAUUUAUAUUUUCUAUUUAUGACCACGGCGAGGGACCUGCGUAUUCGUGUCGUUCGAUUGUAGAAAUACGAAGACUGUACUCGUCGCAUCGACGCGAUUAGAUAUUUAAUUAUCUCGGACUUAUUUUUUAAACGCUUCGGUAUAGAUUCUGUUACUAGGAAAUUAUACAAUGUGAAAUUUAUCGAAUGCCGCAAGUAGAACGACGCUCGAGUGCAAGAUACUUCCGAAGAUUAGGGGCAGUCGGAUAAUAUACGCGUGUCGUAUCAAUCGACCGGAUAACAGUUUUAUUUGAAAUACGACAGUGUAGUUCUCUCGAUUCUCCAUUCUUACAUUGCGAAUACUAUUGUCCCUCAGGUAUUUUCAACGCGGUGUGCGGGUAGAAAAAAAAAACGCC
This is a messenger RNA of Nomia melanderi (Alkali bee), 1668 nucleotides long. RefSeq names its product Tumor necrosis factor receptor superfamily member wengen (gene wgn). Gene Ontology annotation, molecular function: protein binding. The record is from RefSeq and is a predicted model, not a curated record. Lineage: Eukaryota; Metazoa; Arthropoda; Insecta; Hymenoptera; Halictidae.